Molecule: messenger RNA, 6406 nt
Organism: Didymella exigua CBS 183.55
Lineage: Eukaryota; Fungi; Ascomycota; Dothideomycetes; Pleosporales; Didymellaceae
Exons: 3
Coding region: 152-6202 (2016 amino acids)
Source: RefSeq, a predicted model, not a curated record
UGCAACUGAUGAUUGGGCGUCUUUCGGAGGCACUGGUAAGAAGAAGAAGAAAAAGGGAAAGGGUGAACCAGCGCCUCCACCCCCUCCCGACCCGCCAGCCGUGGAAACCUUUAGCGAUGUGAACCUCGACGACGGUGCACCUAAACUUGAUAUGAACUUCGGCAGUUCUGGCGAUGGCAAGGAUCUGCUCGGCGGUGCCGGCUGGUCUGGCGGCUGGGGCGGGGCGAAGGCAACGACAUCGUGGGCACUGGGAGACACUGCCUCGAAAGACACGUCAGGAGAUAACCCCUGGGGCUCGACAGAUAAGAAAAAGCAGAACGAUGGCUUCGAUUUCGACUUCGAUGCGUUCAAAAGCGCGCCAGCAGACGCACCAGCUGCCGAGCCGGCAGCAGAAGAAGAUCCGUGGAACAGCUUUAGUACGACCAAGUCUAAGAAGAAGAAGAAGCAGGGCAGCGCUGCUCUGCUCGAAGAGUCGAUACCAGAACCGCCACCAGAGCCUGUUCCUGAACCUCCAAAAGCUGAAGAUGACAGUUGGGGAAGCUUCACGUUCGGCGGCGACAAGAAGAAGAAAAAGAAGGGGGCGGAGGACCUGCCACCUCCAGAACCAGAACCGGUCGUUGAGCCAGAGCCAGAACCAGUCCCAGAACCUCCUCCACCCGAACCAGUUCCUGAAGUACCAGCAGUGGAUCCUUUCGCCGGUCUUAGCAAGUCGCAGAGGAAGAAGCUUGAGAAGAAGAUGAAAGAGGAAGCUGCUGCGAAAGAAAAAGAGGAUGCUGAGCGGAAAAAGCUGGAUGAAGAGGAUGCUGAGCGGAUCAGGCUGGAUAAAGAGGAAGCUGAACGCAAGGCGAUUGAGGAGCAGGAAGCCGAGCUCAAGCGUCUCGAAGAAGAUGAGGCUGAGGCCCAACGACUUGAGGAGGAGGAGGCCGUGCGCAUCGCACAGGAGGAGGCUGACCGUCUUGCUGCUGAAGCUGCUGAGGCCGAGAAAAAGAAGGCCAACGCUGCGUUAGACGAUGGCUGGGGUGGCAUCACGACGACAUCUUCGAAGAAAAAGAAGAAAAAGAAGGGUGCUGUUGAAGAGGAAGCUCCUCCACCACCACCGCCUCCGCCUCCGCCGCCAGAGCCCGUUAUAGAGCCCGAACCUGAGCCUGUUGUUGUUGAACCUUCGCCAGCCAAAGAAGAAGAGGAUCCUUGGGGCAGCUUCGGAACGACCAAAGUUAAGAAGAAAAAGAAGAAAGGGGCCGUCGAGGAAGAGCCCCUGCCACCACCGCCUCCACCUCCACCAGAGCCCGAGGUCAUUGCGGAUCCUGUCGAAGUCGUUUCACCACCUGCAGAGGAUGACGGAUGGGCUGAAGAUUGGGGCCUGCCAACAACGACUAAGAAAAAGAAGUCCAAGAAGGGCGCCGCUGCCGAAGUCCCUGAACCAGAUCCGGUUGUCGUACUCGAUGCCGAAGUCCCAGAAGCCGAGCCUGAGCCUGUCGUCGUUGCCGAAGAGAAGAAAGAGAAAAAGAAAGAGAAAGAGAAAGAAGGCGGCGGCGACUGGGGUUUCAGCUCGAUCUGGGGCGGUGGCAAGAAGGACAAGAAGAAAAAGAGCAGCAGCAAGACCGUUGAGCCAGAAAUGGAGCUUGAGCCAGUUGUGGUUACUGACGUUCAGGAGCCGGUUGCCGUGGAAGAGCCGCUGCUCGACGAUGAAGACGAAUGGGGCGCGCCUUCCUGGAGCAAGGGCAAGCGAAGCUCGAAAGCUGAUGUACAGGUCGAAGUCGUCGAAGAGUCGACAGAUCCUGUGCAGAAACCAGACGAUGAUGAUCCAUGGGGCAGUGCAGCUUUCAACAUUGGCAAGAAGGCUAAGAAGGGCAAGAAGGGCAUACUCGGCGCAUCGUCGCCUCCAGAACCUGAGCUGCCACCGCCUCUUGAGAUCGAAGCUCCUCCUCCAGUUGAAGAGGAACCUGAUCCGUGGGACGAUGCCACUACGUCGUCCAAAAAGAAGAAGAAGAAGAAGGGUGAGUCUGCUGACGAGCUUACCAAGACGACUUCGAAGGACUCCGCUCCCAAGUCUGCCACUGAAGACUUGCUUGGCCUGGAUGAACCGGCCCCAGAGAUUGUAGAGGAUGCUCCUGUCGAGGAUAAAAAAGAGAAGAAAGAUAAAGACAAAGACAAGAAGAGCUCGUCGAAGUCCUCGAGCAUGUGGGGCGCAUUUGGCGGAUCCUCGUCCAAGAAAGAGACAUCUACUGAGAAGCGGAAACGCGAAAAGAAAGAGGCUAAGGAGGCUGAAGAAGCUGCAGAGAAAGCACGUCUUGAACAAGAGGAGGCCGAUCGAGUUGCCGCUGAUGCUGCUGAGGCCGAAGCUGCUGCUGCCGCCGCUGCCGAGACCGAGGCUGCCGCUGCUGCCGAGGCCGAGGCCGAAGCUGCUGCUGAGCUCGCCCGGAUCGCGACCGAAGAGGAAGAGCGGAAAAAGCGCGAGGAAGAAGAGGCAGCCAAAAGCUCCGGCUGGGGCAGCAGCAUUUGGGGCUCGUCCAAGACUAAGAAAGAGACCAUUAAAGAGCGAAAGGCCCGUGAGAAACUGGAAGAGCAGGAGCGGAUCGAGCGCGAGGCGAAAGAGGUCGAGGAGGCUGCAGAGAAGGAACGGCUCGAGAGGGAAGAGGCUGAUCGCGUCAAAGCCGAAGAAGAUGACAAGCUCCGAAGCGAAGCCAAGGCAGCCGCUGACGCAGCGCUGGCAGCUGACGAAGCUCGACUUGACAAGGAGGACGAAGCACGUAUGCUCCGCGAGGACUUCGAAGCGACGUCCGGUCCGCCGUCCAAGAAAGAGACUUCCAAGGCUAAGAAAGAUCGCGAAGCGAAAGAGAAGAAGAUGAAGAAGCAGAUCGAAAAGCUCGAACAAGAAGCCAUCGACGCUGCUGAUGCCGCCACCAAGGCUCAGCAGGAUGCUGACAAUCUCGAAGCUGAGUGUGUCGCAGCCGGCUUCGACAUCGCGUUCUUGGAUGAGUGUAAGAGGACGUCGGAACCUGCUGCAGAAGAGGCGCCUCCACCGCCACCCGAGGAAGAUAUUCCGCAACCUGAGGAAGAAGCUGCUCCGACUGCAGACGACGAUCUUUGGGACUCUGUCAAAGAUAUUCCUGAGGAUGAACUUCUUGCUGAGCUUGGCGAGACCAAGACGACGCUACCUGUCAAGAAGAAAGAGGAGGCUGGAGGGUGGGGAAGUGCCUGGGGCAUCUCACUGCGUAAGACUAAAAAAGAAUCCGAACCCGAACCUGUCGUUGUUCCAGAUCCCGAACCAGUCGCUGAACAUGAACCAGAAACUGCUGCAGAGCCAGAACCUGAGCCCGUGUUGGUCGAAGAGGCGCCUGUCCUUUCUGCCAAGGAGUUGAAGAAGCUUGAGAAGGCUAAGAAGAAGAAGGGCAAGCUUGUCGAACCUGAGCCUGAGCCUGAGCCUGUGCCGGAGCCGGAGCCGGUCAUCGUCCCGGAACCUGUGCCUGAGGCUGUCGUAGAAGCUGGUCUGGAACCUGUCUUUGAAGAUGCUCCUGAACCUCCACCGCCGCCGCCAGUCGAGAUCAUCGAGGCUACGCCCAAGAAAGAGAAGAAGAGCAGCAAAAAGUCUAAGAAGUCCAAGUACGAGGAUCCAUUCGCCGUGGAAGAAGAAGCCAUCGUCGUGCCGCCUCCGCCUGCGGCAAGAAGGUCACCUAUCCCAGGCGGGUUUCCGGACGAGGAAGACAUGUUGAUCGAUAUGUCUGAACCGCCGCCACCGCCCGCGAAUCUCGAACCCGAGGCUGCUCCAGAAGUGGCUCCAGAAGUGGUCCCCGAACCUGAGCCCGUUGUCGAGGAGCCUGUUGUCGUGGUUCCUGAAAAGAAAUCAAAGAAGCUUAAGAAAGGCAGCAAGUCAUCCAAAUCGACACCUGUCGUCGAAGCACCACCUCCUCCGCCGCCACCGCCACCACCACCGCCAGCUGAGCUUGAUGAGUUUGUUGACGCCGAGGACGGACAAGCAGAGGUUGUUAUCUUGGAUAGUGCACCUGUCGACCGUGAGAUGCUGCUGGACGACGAUUUGCUAGCCACUGAAGAAGCUCCAGCUAAGCCUCCGACGCCACCACCUGAGAACAUCGACCCUGUAGUUAUGGAUUCGCCAAAGAAAGAGCGUGCAAAGGUCCAUCGCACUGGCACAUCUGGGACAUGGGGAUCGUGGGGCGCGACGCCCCAGAAAUCCAGCAAGUCAAGAGAGAGCAGGAAGAAGUCACGCGAUGACGGUGGUAGUGCUGAGAAGCCGAGCAUUAGUCGGUCAAAGUCUGCACGCACAUCGUCGACGAGGGAUCGAGAUGUCAUGUCCAAGUCGUCUGGGUCUGACAAGAUGUCGAAGACGCCUUCUGCCGCACGGAGCAAACCUCAGCGUGCGUCUACGGGCAUUGGAGCACUGUUUGGUGCCUCUCCUUUUGGAACAGCACCUGCGCAUCCUCGAUCCAAGUCGCAUCGAACAUCGGCAACUCCCAAGAUGCUUUCGCGUCGCAAUUCGAUAGACCGCGACGCUGCAAUGAUGUCGCCACCGCAAACCGACACAGACAUCCGAUACUCGUCGAAAGCUGACAGGAUUCUGGGGAGGGAGAAGCCGUCUCGAAGGUCGAGCACCAGAGACAAGGGCAAGUCCAGAGACAGAGCUGUGCCCGACCCGUACCCCGUUGAAGACGACCUCGUGAUGCUGGACGAACCUCCCACACCUGUGCAGGAGCGGCCAGAGACCAAACGUCGCAAAUCGAAGCGCGGUUCAGAGCAGCCCGAGGAGCCCAUCACUGCGCCGCCUAGCGCCGACGACCCUGUCAUUGUGGAUCCCAUGGAUGUGGAGCCAGCCCCAGUUGAGGCCGAGCGCCGGCCUCGCCGCGAACGCGAACGCGAACACUCGCGACGCGAACGAGCACCGUCGAGCGCAAAGGACGCAAUGCCCACGCUGGCGGGUGUCGCCGGCACUGCUGCUGCCGUCAGUGGCCUGAAGAGCAUGUUUGCGUUCGGCCGCAAGAAGAGCGUUGCGCAGCCGCCAGACGACGACGCGCGCGACCGGCGCAGAGCCUACGAGACGGAAGACGAGCGCAGACGGCGCAAGCGGUCCACGAUGCGCGGUGAGAUGGACGAGGACGAGGCCAAGCGCCUGCGACACGAGCGUCGCAGCGUGCGCCGAGAGCGCGAGGAGGCUGACUACAUGGCGUCGGGCGCAAAUGGCAACGGCAGCCCCGACCACGACCCCGAGCGCGAGGCACGACGAGCUGAGCGCCGAGCGCGUCGCGAGCGAGACGGCGACAGGGGCUCGCGGCGGGCGGAGCUGGACGAGGUUGAGGCCAAGGCUGAACGGCGGCGCGAGCGAGAGCGCGAGAACGAGGCGGCCAUCCUCGCGCAGAAGAAGGCGCGCCAGACGGCCGAGCUGGAGCGUCGCAACAAGCAGGCCGAGGAAGAGCUGCGUCGCAUGGCCGAGAAGGACGAGCGCAGACGCCUGCGCGCCGAGCGCAAGAGCACCGAUGACCGCGAGCACCGCUCGGCUCGCCGCAAAGACAGUAUCCGCGAAGCGCCCCGCCCGUACAAUGACCGCCGCCGCUCCCACCAGGCUGAGACGGAAGACGACCGCCGCCGCCGCCACGACGACCGCCGAGCCGCGCGCCGCGCAUCAGAGUACCCCGCGCCGCCGGCCAACGGCGCCGGCGAGCCCAUCACCGACUACUUCGACAGCCGCAACGCCGAGACCAGCGGGUCGGCGCAGCGCAGCUCCAAGCACCGGUCGCGGCGCGGCGAGGAUGGUGAGCAGGUGUACCUCAACAAGGGCCCGGACAAGACGUCGUCGUGGGUGCAGUCGCUCUCGGACGACAACCCGCUACCGCCGCCGAUCGCGGAGACGAUUCUUGACCCGCCGCCGGGCAGCCGCGAGGCGGUGGACGACGAGGAGACGCCGAGCAUGGACGAAGACAUACGGCUGCGGAUCGCGGGGCGGCGGGGGCCGAAGCGCGACAAGGAGCGAGCAGAGAGGCACGGGGAGCGCGAUAGGAAGAAGGAGCGGCGGCGCAGCUACUACGAGGACGACGAGGAGCCGGCGGCGCCGCGCAGCUCGAGGCGCGACUCGCGCCGGAACACGUACGACAAGUACGAGCAGCCGACGCGGACGUGGGACGGCAAGGAGGAGACGCCGCGCGGGGUCAAGAGGGGGAGCUGGCUGAAGAAGAUUGCGGGCUUGAAGUGAGGCUUGCAGUGAGGCUUGGAGUGAGGGCUGAAGUGAGGUGGCUUGGCUGAGGUGGCUUUCAGAUUGCCGGCUUUCAGAUUACCGGCUUAAAGUGACUACUUUUGCACUGCAUUGCGCGGCGUUGGGCGGCUUGUCUUGCAUGGCACUCGCACAGCGUGGGCAUAGCGUGGGCUGGGUCUUUGUUGUAAGAGUGUGAGUGCGUCA